Molecule: messenger RNA, 2644 nt
Organism: Papilio xuthus (Asian swallowtail)
Lineage: Eukaryota; Metazoa; Arthropoda; Insecta; Lepidoptera; Papilionidae
Source: RefSeq, a predicted model, not a curated record
ACGCGCGAGUGCGCUUUCCAGUCCGCGCUCCCGACUCGCAGGCGACUGGCGUGCCCCUGCGACGCCUCCACCGGUUUCAAUCUACUCAAUAUUAUGUCCAUGACGUAUCAUUUAAACUAUGACGUAUAACUGAACGAGUACGCGCCACGAGCCCUCCGUUGUGUUGUGACGUUAGGAAGGACAAUUAGUGCACGUAGUUUUGGGGAAGCGACGAGGGAAAAGUAACUGUUGAUUUUAAAGACAAGAGGAAGAAAUAAUCCAAGAUGGCGCUGUUUGGUAUGGCGUCAGCGGUGGCGGGCUUCGUCAAAGUCCGCUACCUGAUUGACAAGGCUGUCAUCGACAACAUGGUGUUCAGAAUGCACUACCGCAUCACGUCCGCCAUACUGUUCCUGUGCUGCCUUCUCGUUACAGCCAAUAAUCUUAUCGGCGAUCCGAUCUCGUGUAUUAACGACGGUGCGAUUUCCCCUCAUAUCUUGAAUACGUACUGCUGGAUUACCUACACGUUCACCCUGCCCUACACCAAGAGCAAGGGCAUCGCGCAUCCCGGCCUCGGCAAUGAUUACGAAGAGGAGAAGCGCAUACACGCCUACUACCAAUGGGUGCCCUUUAUGCUGUUCUUCCAGGGUCUGCUCUUCUACAUUCCUCACUGGAUCUGGAAGAACUGGGAGGAGGGCAAGGUGCGCAUGAUCUCUGACGGAAUGCGUGGAACAUCCGCCUGCAUCGCAGACGACAAGAGCAAGAGACAGAGUCGAUUGGUCCAGUACUUGUACGACACCCUUCACAUGCACAACACCUAUUCUUUCGGCUAUUUCUUCUGUGAGGUUCUCAACUUUGUCAACGUUGUUGGUAACAUCUUUUUCCUGGACACAUUCCUCGGAGGCGCUUUCUUGACUUACGGCACUGAUGUCGUCAAAUUCUCUAACAUGAACCAGGAGCAACGUUUUGACCCUAUGAUUGAAGUGUUCCCGCGUGUAACUAAAUGCACAUUCCACAAAUUUGGUGCUUCUGGAACAAUCCAGAAACACGACGCUCUCUGUGUUCUCGCCUUGAACAUCCUUAACGAAAAGAUAUUUAUCUUCUUAUGGUUCUGGUUCAUCAUCCUGUCAGUGCUGUCGGGCUUGGCACUAGUGUAUUCAGCUGCUGUGAUCCUCCUGCCGAGUACCCGCGAGACUAUCCUCAAGAGACGUUUCCGCUUUGGUACACCUAACGGCGUUGAGGCACUUGUUAGGAAAACUCAGGUUGGCGAUUUCCUCCUGUUGCACCUUCUCGGUCAGAACAUGUCAAUGCGUGUGUUCGGUGAGGUAUUGGACGAGCUGUCGCGUCGCCUGCAUCUCGGCUCCAACGCACCCUCAGCGCCAUCUACUCUCGAAAUGGCACCUAUCUAUCCUAACAUCGAAAAGUACUCGAAAGAAACCGAGACCUAAGCGAUACGGUAAACUCAAUUAUGUCUCAUUUACAUUUUUUGAGAUAUCUCCCCUUGAUCUUAGGUAAAUCAUUUUUAAAUCUCAAACUAUGUAUUGGAGACAUUGCCAUUUUUUGUUCCUUAUAUUUAGGUAUUCAGAAUAUUCAUACGCUAUAACGGUACCUAGUGUUACGAUUUCUAUCGAAGAUAAUUCCAUUUCAUUAGCUUCAAUACAUUCCUUUGUGUAGACAAUAUUACCUUUGUUAAGGUAUCAAAAACAGUUUACCUUGUUAUUAGGCUUUUACAUGGUCUCAAUCUGAAUGUUGUGAAUGAUAGUAUUUUAUAAUUAUAGCUCCUUUUGGGGAUCAUAUACUAAAUUGAUGAGCAUGACAUUAGUUGUUAAAUAUAUGUAGUGAAAGCAUUGUGAAUUGACAAUUAGACAAUAAAGAGAAAUGUAUGAAAAAUUGAGAAACAAAACAGUGUCUGUGAUCUUACCUAUGCAGGGUAAUAUAAAAAAUCACUAAUCCUAGAAAAAAUAUACACUCUCUAAAUUAAACAUAUCUAAAACAUAGUAAAAGACAUAUCGCUCAAAUUAUUCAGCAUCGAUUUAAAAAUGUAAAACUGUAUACAUAGUUUUUAAACGAAAUACUUUACAUCGUUGAAAGUAUUAUAUUUUGUCUACUGAUUUCAUUUAGUUUAAGAUAGUAAAUAAACGACAUAAGCGAUAUGAAUUAAAUCUUAGUUUAUAUAAGCUUAUGGUGAAUCAUGUAUGAAAUAAGUGAACAUUGGUGCAAAAGAGGUGUGUAUAAUCUGUAUAAAAAAUGUUAUACUCGUUUACUGUACUCUGACCAUUGUGCCAUUGAAGCCGUGUAGAUGCACCAGGCUUGCAUUUGACGAAAAAUGAAUUCCACUUUUUUAUAUAUUGACAUAAUUAGUAUAUAAGUUUUUUUUUUCUAUCAGUCAUUUAAGCCAUAUACAAUAAGUGCCUUAUGUAUCUAACAUCAAUGAAUCUCCAAAAUUCUUCCAUAUUAAUAAUUAAGGCAUAAUAGCACAUAUAGGAUAUGUAGAAUAAUGAAAUUUAUUAUUGCAAAUUUAAACUAAGUAUCGAUUAAUUUGAAUUUAAGCAUUCCUAGAUUAGAUUCGUUUUGUUGUAUUCAACAUUAUUUUUAGGAAGACUGCCUUUGUAACGAUUUCUAUAUCAAUGUAAUUUCUUUUUGAUUUAGAAUAAAAUGAAUUAUAAUA